Molecule: messenger RNA, 1788 nt
Organism: Scheffersomyces amazonensis
Lineage: Eukaryota; Fungi; Ascomycota; Pichiomycetes; Serinales; Debaryomycetaceae
Gene: CMK2
Product: calmodulin-dependent protein kinase
Exons: 1
Coding region: 153-1544 (463 amino acids)
Biological process (GO): protein phosphorylation; cellular response to oxidative stress
Molecular function (GO): ATP binding; calcium/calmodulin-dependent protein kinase activity
Source: RefSeq, a predicted model, not a curated record
UAUUUAUAGCAUUCCGCAUCCCCUUAAAUUAGGAACAAGAACGAAUCACCAAUUCCACCUGCUAUACAUCUGGGGAAAGAUCAAUUGAUAUAUAAUUGAACUAUAACUAAAUUUAGAAAUUAUAUAUAGAAAUAAUAUAAUAUUAUUUAGUAAUGCCACUUGAAGCAGAAUCAGCAACAAAUGCUGAGAAUCAUCAGUUUAAGAAAUUUCUAAAUAAGUUAUCGGGUCAACCUAGUUCGUACGCAAGAAAGCAAAAUUAUACGUUUGGUAAAACACUUGGAGCAGGAUCAUUUGGAAUUGUCAGAUAUGCAAGAGAUAAUAUUACUGAUGAAGAAGUUGCCGUUAAAAUCAUUUUAAAAAAAGCAUUAAAGGGUAAUGAACAAAUGGUAAUUGAAGAAUUAAAAUUAUUACAAGAAUUAAAUCAUCCUCAUAUAGUUGGAUUUAGAGAUUGGUUUGAAUCUAAGGAUAAAUUUUAUAUUGUAACUCAAUUAGCUACAGGAGGAGAAUUAUUUGAUAGGAUUGUUAAUAAAGGUAGAUUUACUGAACAUGAUGCAUCAUUAGUUAUAGUUGAAAUGUUAGAAGCUAUAGUUUAUUUACAUGGAAAAGAUAUUGUUCAUCGAGAUUUAAAACCUGAAAAUGUAUUAUAUUUAAAUCCUAGUGAAGAUGCUGAUAUUGUUAUUGCUGAUUUUGGUAUUGCUAAAAGACUUCAAACUCCUAAUGAAAAAUUAACAUCAUCAGCUGGUUCAUUUGGUUAUGCAGCUCCUGAAGUUAUAAUUGGUAGUGGUCAUGGUAAACCUUGUGAUAUUUGGUCUUUAGGUGUUAUAACAUAUACUUUAUUAUGUGGAUAUUCACCAUUUAGAUCAGAAAAUGUUCAAGAUUUUGUUCGUGAAGUUGAACAUAAUAAUGCGGUUAUUUUUCAUGCUGAUUAUUGGAAAGAUGUUUCAAAAGAUGCUCGUAGAUUUAUUAUCAAAGCUUUACAAUUUGAUCCUAAUAAUAGACCUACAGCUCAACAGUUAUUACAAGAUCCUUGGUUAGUAUCUGUUGCAGCUGAUCAUAAAGAAACAGAUUUAUUACCUAAAUUGAAACAAGGAUUUGAUGCAAAGGCUAAAUUUAGACAAGCAAUUAUGAUGGUUAAAUUAAAUAACAGAAUUAAGAAAUUGAAAGCUAUUCAAACUGAACUUGAUGAUGAUCCAAGUGAAAUUAAUCUUUUUGGAGAUUCUGGUUCAUUAAUUUCAGAAGUUGGAACAUCAACACCAACUUCAGCUCAUGCAAAUCCUUUAUAUUCAUGGAAGAAAUUAUCUGAUGUACUUUCUAAUCUUGAAGCAGAAAAUUCUAAAGCAUCUUUAUCACCAUUAAAAUCUCCAUAUUUUAAAGAUAUUAAUGGUAAAGCUAGUACUAAACAAAAAUUACAAGGAGAUGCAUUUAUUCAAUUAGUUCAAACUGCUUCAGAAAAUAGAGAACGAGUUGAAAGUUAUAGGGAAUCUGGUGAUGAAGCUGAUAAGAAAACUAAGGAAGCUACUGAAGAAAAGAAAUCAAAUGUAUAAAUUUAUUUCUCUAGAAUACAUUUAAACCAUUAAUUUAUUUAUAGCACUACAAUAACAAUAACAUUUGACUUUAUAUAACUUGUCACUAAUUAUUAAUUACUGAUCACUAGUCGACUAGUGAGUACAUAACUUAUUUGCAACUAAAUGGUCGCGAUUCCUCCCUCACCAGAAAAAAUGCCGACCGACUUCGAUACAGGUAAUUAACGAGGAGUGUGGAAUUUUUUUUUCACUAUCAGCACAAAGG